UUGUGGCUGGUGAAAACAGGGAUUUGUUAGAACGUAUCUUCACCAACACAUUGCAUAUACUUGUUUGCAGUAGUCUUACCAGGAUUCGCCAGACAAAGUCAGCUCACAAGCCAUGAAGUUGCAUCCUGCCAUUUUUGCCUUGCUGUGGUGUGUUGCUGCUAGCCUGACGUGGGCUGCCAAAAUCGUUGUUGUGCCUCCUAUCAUGUUUGAGAGCCACCUAUACAUCUUCAAGACUCUGGCUUCUGCCUUACACCAAGAAGGACACGAUGCUGUCUUUCUUGUUUCAGAGGGCCGUGAGGUGCCCCCAUCUCAUCACUACCGCUUUCAGCGAUACCCAGGCAUCUUUAACAGCACCACAGCCGAUGAUUUUCUACAGUCCAAGAUGAAGAACAUCUUCUCAGGACGUCUAACUGCGCUAGAACUCUUUGACAUCUUGGAGCACUACUCCCAGAACUGCGACCUUAUGGUUGGAAACCAGAACCUCAUGUCUCGCCUCAGGGAAGAAGAUUUUGACCUGGUCCUGGUCGACCCCAAUGAGAUGUGUGGCUUUGUCAUUGCUCAUCUCCUAGGGGUGAGGUAUGCAGUCUUUAGCACAGGUCUGUGGUACCCAGCAGAAGUAGGGGCUCCAGCCCCCUUAGCAUAUGUUCCUGAAUUUAACUCCCUUCUCACAGACAACAUGAACCUUUUCCAAAGGAUUACAAACACUGCCGUCUACUUGGUCUCGCGCUUUGGGGUGAAGUUUUUAGUACUGCCUCGGUAUGACCAAAUCAUGAAGAAAUAUGACAUACAGCCAGAGGCGUCAAUGUAUGACUUGGUUCAAGGAAGCAGCCUCUGGAUGCUGUGUACAGACAUCGCCCUGGAGUUUCCACGACCUACUUUACCUCAUGUGGUGUAUGUGGGAGGCAUCCUCACUAAACCUGCCAGUCCUCUACCAGAAGAAUUCCUAACAUGGGCUGAUACAACAGAAGAACAUGGCUUUGUACUGGUAUCCUUUGGAGCUGGAGUUAAGUACUUAUCAGAUGAUAUUGCUCAUAAAUUGGCUGGAGCACUGGGUCGGCUUCCUCAGAAGGUGAUUUGGAGGUUUUCAGGUACAAAACCCAGCAAUUUAGGAAAUAAUACUAAACUUGUGGAAUGGAUGCCACAAAAUGAUCUUCUUGGUCACGCAAACAUUAAAGCAUUCCUUAGUCAUGGAGGUCUGAAUAGUAUUUAUGAAGCGAUGUACCAUGGUGUGCCUGUAGUGGGAAUCCCUUUGUUUGGAGACCACUAUGACACAAUGACACGAGUGCAAGCUAAAGGAAUGGGGAUCCUUCUGGAAUGGAAGACGACGACAGAAGAAGAGCUAUAUCAGUCAAUGGUUAAAGUCAUACACGAUUCUAGGUAUAGACAAGAGGCUCAGUUGCUAUCCCAGAUUCACAAAGACCAGCCUGGUCACCCGGUAAGCCGCACGGUCUACUGGAUCAAUUACAUCCUCCGUUACAAUGGCGCCAAGCAUCUUCAUUCUGCUGUGUCCAGCAUUCCUUCUUAUCAAUACUUCCUUCUAGACGUAGCUCUAGUUAUGUUAGUAGGGGCACUUCUAAUUCUGUAUACACUGACCCGGAUUGUAAAAAUGAUUGCUGCAAGUGUGUGGUCUAGCGCAGUACAAAGCAAGGCCAAUGGACACUGCCAUAAUGGAAUACCAAAUGGUAAACACCGAAGAAACGGACACAUUAAGCAUGACAAAAAGCUCCUGUAUCUUCCAAUACAUUUUGACUACAAAGAUAGAGAAUAAUACCUGGACUACACUGAGUACGAUGAUGAAGGCAGUGAGAAA
This is a messenger RNA of Polyodon spathula (Mississippi paddlefish), 1810 nucleotides long. RefSeq names its product 2-hydroxyacylsphingosine 1-beta-galactosyltransferase-like. Bases 113 to 1768 code for a protein of 551 amino acids. The record is from RefSeq and is a predicted model, not a curated record. Gene Ontology annotation, molecular function: UDP-glycosyltransferase activity. The transcript is spliced from 7 exons. Lineage: Eukaryota; Metazoa; Chordata; Actinopteri; Acipenseriformes; Polyodontidae.